GCACCCAUGUCCCUCGAGUCUACAGGAGCUAUCUUGUCUCGCCGCGAAAUUCAAAAUGCCAUCGAAUCAGGAGAAAUCAUUAUACAGCCAUACGACCCCGAUUCUGUCGGUGCUGCAAGUAUUGACCUGACUCUCAGCAACGAGUUCCGCUCCUUCAUCCCCUGCGCUCAACCUCUCAAAGUCACCGAGAGAACCAGCUAUGAAGACAUCACCGUUAAAACCGUUAUACCAGAGGGUGAAACCUACCUCCUCCCCCCAGGCAAAAUGUGUCUCGGCAUCACUUUAGAAAGAGUUGCUCUCUCCGACAAGAUAUGCGGCUUGCUCGAGGGACGCUCUCGAUUCGCUCGUCUAGGGCUUCUGAUUCACAUAACAGCCGGAUUUAUCAAUCCAGGAAUUAACAAUCGGCAGGUGCUGGAAAUAUACAAUGCUAGUAAUCACGUACUAGAACUGAUUCCAGGCACCAAACUCUGUCAACUCAUCUUCAUUCGGAUGUUUGGCACUUCUAAAUACAACGGCUUCUACAAAACUCAAAAUUCACUAUAGAAAUCGAAAAGCACUUGAUUUCCCCUUGUG
Messenger RNA from Schistocerca gregaria, 573 nucleotides. Its product is annotated as dCTP deaminase, dUMP-forming-like. NCBI's taxonomy places the organism in Eukaryota, Metazoa, Arthropoda, Insecta, Orthoptera, Acrididae. The record is from RefSeq and is a predicted model, not a curated record. Gene Ontology annotation, molecular function: dCTP deaminase activity. Gene Ontology annotation, biological process: dUTP biosynthetic process. The transcript is spliced from 4 exons. Bases 7 to 543 code for a protein of 178 amino acids.